AUGAACACUCGUAAACGCCACGGCUCCCGUAACACUGAUAACGGAGUUUACGUAGGACCCCCACAGACCCAAGUCCUGCCCUCCACUACGACUGAAGUUUUCUCUCCUCCUGUACUUCCUCCUCCAGCUGACGUGAUGUCCUGCCGGGACCGCACUGCCGAGUUCAUAUCUGCUUGCAAGUCUCUACGUGGACGCCAGAAUGGUGUUCAGCUGUCCAACCCUUCUCUCAAUGCUGUGAAACAGAGAAGUGAAUUUACUCUAAUGGCCAAACGAAUUGGAAAGGAUCUUAGCAACACAUUCAGUAAGCUGGAAAAACUGACAAUAUUGGCUAAAAGGAAAUCUCUGUUUGAUGACAAAGCAGUGGAAAUUGAGGAACUGACAUACAUUAUUAAACAAGACAUUGGAAGCCUGAAUCAACAGAUUGCCCAGUUACAGUCCUUUGUAAGAGCACGAGGCAACCAGAAUGGGCGACAUGUUCAGACUCACUCAAAUACUGUGGUGGUUUCUCUUCAGUCAAAGCUGGCAUCAAUGUCUAAUGACUUCAAGUCUGUAUUAGAAGUAAGGACAGAGAAUCUAAAGCAUCAGCGAAGUCGCAGGGAGCAGUUUUCUCAGAAUCAGGUCUCUGCUCUACCCCUCCAUCACAACAGCAUGGGUCCCUCUGUCCUCCUACAAGAUGACUCUCGCAGACAUGGGGAUGUGACAAUAGACAUGGAUUCAAAAGUCAGUCAACAAUUGCAGUUAAUAGAUGAGCAGGAUUCCUAUAUUCAGAGUCGAGCAGACACUAUGCAGAACAUAGAGUCCACCAUUGUCGAACUGGGUUCAAUCUUCCAACAGCUGGCUCACAUGGUAAAGGAGCAGGAAGAAACUAUACAAAGAAUUGAUGGGAAUGUAGAGGACACGCAGCUGAAUGUGGAAGCAGCCCACUCUGAAAUCUUGAAAUAUUUUCAGUCCGUCACAUCAAACCGCUGGCUCAUGAUCAAGAUUUUUCUUAUACUUAUCGUUUUUUUCAUCAUAUUUGUGGUCUUCCUGGCUUGA
Molecule: messenger RNA, 1035 nt
Organism: Staurois parvus
Lineage: Eukaryota; Metazoa; Chordata; Amphibia; Anura; Ranidae
Source: the annotation of a GenBank genome assembly